CGCGGGGAGGCCGCUGGGGGCCGGCCGCGCGGUGCCUCCCCUCCCACGGGCGCCCCGUCGCGGCCGUGCGGAGCCGGCUCCCGGCGCUGGGCGGGGGCUGUGGCCGCCAGGGUCUCCCCCCGAGCUCCGGGAGCCGGCCGCGAUGCGGGAGGACGGCGCGGAGCCCGGCAGUUUCAGCGACCUCUUUGAGGCAGGGACAGGCGUGAACGCACCUGCAGAUGCCUUCGGUCAGUCCCCAGCUCACCUGGCCGCGUGGGGCGGUGAGGCUUUCUUCCUGCUGUGGCAGCUGCAGACAGGAGCCGACUUGAACCAGCAGGAUUGCCUUGGAGAAGCCCCAAUUCAUAAAGCAGCAAAAGCUGGGAGUUUGGAAUGUCUUGCUCUCCUGGUUGCUGGUGAUGCCAAAAUUGACUUGCGCAACAACAGGGGGCAAACAGCAGCAGACCUUGCGCUGGCUUGUGGCUUUCUGGAAUGUGCCAAGUUCCUGAAAACAAUUCAGCACACUCAAACUAUGAAACUGAGAGGACAGUCUGGCUCCUCGCUAAAUGGCAACCACGGUGUGCUGAGUGAGGAUCUAGCAGCACAGGAACAAGAAUGGGAAGCAAGCAGAUCAACAAGCAGGAAGAGGAGAAGGUCAGAUGGUGUGUAAUAUCAGUGGCUUACCAUUUGUUGUAUUUUAAUCUUUUUUUUGUACUUUUAGCAGUUAAGUAAAUAAGUUUGGUGAUAGGUGCAGGUAAGCUGGAUGUAGAUGCCUGUCAGUAAGUCCUGAUUUGCAUAUGUAAUUAAGGUUAUGGUCUUGUCAAAAAUGGAUAUUGUGUUUGGAAUGGCACUGAAAAGUUUACCUAUGACUUUUUUAUUUCUUGAUGUUAUUCUCAACAAUGUAUGAAUGGAGUAGCUGACCAGGAUAGCAGCCUUACCCAUACUACAACUGUGUCCUUUGAUGACAUUAGAUACAGGCUUAUUUAUGUGUUCAUGUGACAGAUCUGUCUCUUAGUUGACAAAAGAAAGGGCUUGUCACCCCUAAGUCCAAUUUAGGGGAAUCUAAAGUCUGAGAAAACAUGACUGGACUAUCAAUUGAGUGACUUGCUGUGUGCUGUUACAUUGUCUCCUUCUGAGAAGGAGCAAAGCUGGUUUAUUUUUACUUCUUACAGAAGACUUUUUUUUUCCCAAAACAGUUGUAUUCAUACAGCUAUAAAUAAAUAAGCAUAUAAUAA
Molecule: messenger RNA, 1211 nt
Organism: Cygnus olor (mute swan)
Lineage: Eukaryota; Metazoa; Chordata; Aves; Anseriformes; Anatidae
Gene: ANKRD37
Product: ankyrin repeat domain 37
Exons: 4
Coding region: 143-646 (167 amino acids)
Molecular function (GO): protein binding
Source: RefSeq, a predicted model, not a curated record